Habropoda laboriosa is the source of this 3432-nucleotide messenger RNA. RefSeq names its product atrial natriuretic peptide-converting enzyme-like. The record is from RefSeq and is a predicted model, not a curated record. Gene Ontology annotation, biological process: proteolysis. Lineage: Eukaryota; Metazoa; Arthropoda; Insecta; Hymenoptera; Apidae. Gene Ontology annotation, molecular function: serine-type endopeptidase activity; protein binding. The coding region runs from base 1 to 3432 and encodes 1143 amino acids. Gene Ontology annotation, cellular component: membrane. The transcript is spliced from 18 exons.
AUGUCUGGAAUGGAGGCACAUGGCGGCGAUACGAGUCCCACGCGUCAGCCAAGACAGAGUAGAAUUCACAGCGUCGGGUUACCGGCUCGAACGUCCCUGCUUCCGGAACCACCACCCACCGGAAGUGGCGCGCCACCGCCGAUACCGCGCCGCCAUUCCGCCACACCUGCGGUAGCUCCACCACCGAUACCGCUGCGGCCGCCAGCGAUCCCGAAACGAAGCAAAAACGAGAAACCGAUCCCGAUACAGCUUGUGACGAGGCAGGAUAGCCAGCAGGUGAAUCGACGAAAAGCCAGCGACCCAACGCCUCCGCCGUCGUCGUCGAUCCUUGCCGCUUCCUGGUCGCACGAUUCCAGCAACGAGAAGCUGAUAGACCUCGGUCCCUAUCGAGGCAACGUUCAUCAGUCGAGCGGCAAUCAGGAGUACUCGUUGGACGAUCCGAGCGAGGAGAACGAAUUCGUGGCGGAUUUCGACAAGGCGAACUUCGAGGAGGACUGCGAGAAAUCGAGCUUCGAGGAGUUGCAGAAGGCGUCGAGGGAUUUGGAGAAGAGGCUGCACGAGAGGAUCGUGAAGAGUGCGGAGACGAAGGUGAAAAAUUGCAAGUCUGGCAGAGAUGGAAGACAGAGGAAGGGAAAUACGCAGAGCAAUAGGCUUCAGUCGGCGAAGACGAGCAAGGAGGUCGACAGGGAGGAGGUUGGAGACGGAAAGUCUCGGGAGAAAAUAGCCUUGUCCCGGAGGGAGGCCCUGCAGGAGGACGAGACGAAAUUUGCAGCCUUGGUGAGGUCACGACGCGAGGCAGAGAAGCGGUCCAAGUUCGAGGAGCUUCAGGACGCCUCGAGGAAGCUCGAGAGACGGCUGCAGGAGGAGGACGAACAACUACGAGCGAACAAGGAGAGACCUGUGACCAGGUACGAGGAGCUGCAGAGAGCGUCACAGGAACACGAGAGACGACUGCAUUCCGAACAGAAAUCCGUGGAAGCGGCGACGCGCGGCAAAUACGAGACAGAUAUGGAUAGAGCAAGGAACAUUCUCCAGCACAAUCUGAGGAAGGAGAGGAACUGCGAGAAGCUCGAGAAACUGCCGAAGGCGACGCAGACGAACCUUCCGCCACCCCUCAGUGCAAUCUCGCAGAGCUCCGUGCCGAAGCCCAUGAGCGUUAGACAGGACAGCAAUGUUUCUUCGGACAGUUUCAGCCAGACAAGCUCGCCCAGUUACACCAGCAAGACCAUGGAGGCGCCCCUUCUACCCCAUAAACAUGGCAAAGUUCCAGACAGGGCACUGGUGUCAGAACCGUACAGCUCGUCAAGUCGUACGAUCACCAAGUCGACAAGCACACCAGCCAGCCUCCAAGCCAUCGUCAGAGUUCACGGCGGUAAUAACGGUUCCUUACAUCACAAGAUCAUGAAAGAUGUGAGCGGCAGCCACUACGUGACCACAGGAAGACUACGAUUCAGGUUCGUGCAGGUGUUCUUCAACGCCGUCGCGUUGCUGAUCAUUGCCGGUGGUUUGGCAAUUUACUUCAAAUCGAAUUCAGAGACGGUGAUCAGGCUGGAGAACAAGACGAUCUACACGAACAUGAUCACGUUCACGGAACGCGUGCCAGUUACGAUCGAGGAGAAGAAUCCGGCGCCAGGCGUCUGUUUGCCUAUAAUCGUGACGUUUUGCCAGUACCACAAGAUCCCGUAUAAUUUCACCGUCUUCCCGAAUUACAUGGGCAAUUUCGGGCAACGCGACGCCCAGCACGAGCUAGAGCUUUACGGCUCUGUGAUCGACGUCAAAUGCUACGAAUUGGCCGCCCUCUUUCUCUGCAGCGUUUUUGUACCCAAGUGUGGUUCACGGGGCCACGUAGUACGGCCCUGUCGCAGCCUAUGCUUUCAAACCAAGAGACGCUGCGGCUUUUUCCUGGACGUUUUCGGCCUGAGUCUGCCCGACUACCUGGAAUGCGAUCUUUUCCCCGAGAAUUCCAAUCCGGACGAGUGUGUGGGUCACCAAGAAGUACUCGAAGCAGCCCACAGAGCAGAGAAACCCGUAUGCACCAGUGGGUUCCAAUGCGACAUGAUCAGAUGCAUUCCGGUCGACUGGCGAUGCGACGGCCACUUGGAUUGCGAGGAUCACAGCGACGAGAUUGGAUGCGGCGAGUGCACAGCUUCUUCUUUCUCCUCUUCGUCGUCCGGCUCUGUCUUCAGCACGAAGAUCGUGAAGAAACCCAUUCUAGCGAUGAACACCGACUCGACGUCGCAGUUGCACUGUGGCGAGGGCAGGUGCAUGUCCACCAAUCACAUGUGCGACGGUGUGAUGGACUGUCCUUGGGGCCAGGAUGAACGAUACUGCUUGAAGCUCAGCUUGGGAAACGGAGACGUGGCCGAAGGAAGAUUGGAAGUGUACCACGGGGAGAUGGGCAAGUUCAUGCCAGCCUGUAUCCCUCACUGGGACACGAAUUCCGCAAAGACCAUCUGCUCCAUGCUCGGAUACACGACGCCAGUUUCAUCCAGGUUGAUGACACAGGACACUAACAUCACUCAGAGGGAACCGAGGAACGAGCAGAUGAAUCUUUUGAAGGAAUUUCAGGAAUGUAUCACAGAUCAAGAGCCUUAUCCCACUGUUGAGUUGACUUGUUCGGAAUAUGCCUGUGGACGAAGGAAGACAGUUUAUGGCAAUUCGAAAGUGCAAACGAGGAUCGUAGGCGGUGUAGAAUCAACUCCUGGCGAUUGGCCAUUCUUGGCAGCUCUGCUUGGCGGUCCUGAACAGAUCUUCUACUGUGCCGGUGUUCUGAUCGCUGAUCAGUGGGUUUUGACCGCGUCUCAUUGCGUUGGGAAUUACACCGAUGUCACUGGGUGGACUAUACAGUUGGGAAUCACCAGGAGACACACGCACGCCUAUCUUGGACAGAGGCUGAAGGUGAAGAAAGUGGUGCCUCAUCCUGAUUACAACAUGAGAGUCGCUCAGGACAACGACGUAGCACUCUUCCAGCUGGAAAAACGAGUCCAGUUUCACGAGCACGUAAGACCAGUCUGUCUACCAACAGUCAACACGGAACUCAUCCCUGGAACACUGUGCACCGUGAUUGGUUGGGGCAAGAAGAACGACACUGACUCCUCAGAGUACGAACUAUCCGUGAACGAAGUCCAAGUUCCAGUCUUAACCAGAGAAGUCUGCAAUCUCUGGCUAGCGCACAAGGAGCUGAACGUCACCGACGGGAUGAUUUGUGCUGGCUAUCCUGACGGAGGGAAAGACGCGUGUCAGGGUGAUUCCGGAGGUCCUCUACUUUGCCAAGACGAAGAAGACAAAGAGAAAUGGUUCGUCAGUGGUAUAGUAAGCUGGGGUAUCAAGUGUGCCCAUCCAAAAUUGCCAGGAGUGUACGCUUACGUUCCAAAAUACGUGCCCUGGAUUCGCAGCGAGAUGGCUAAAUAUUCCGACCCAGUCAUGGGUUAA